Molecule: messenger RNA, 2434 nt
Organism: Durio zibethinus
Lineage: Eukaryota; Viridiplantae; Streptophyta; Magnoliopsida; Malvales; Malvaceae
Source: RefSeq, a predicted model, not a curated record
CUAUCGUCUCGUUCACUUUUAAUUUUUCCUCUGUUUUCUCUUUGCCCUCUUUUUCUCUUCUAUUCUCUGUUUCUUUUUUUGACGGCAAAACAAAGGAAAUGAAAGAAGAAAAGCGAAAAAGUGUAAGCGUAUAAUAGAGGGACGACAAGAAAUAAAAAGAACGAGAGACACAGAGAGAGAGAGAGAAAGGAAAAAAAUGGUGGGUAAGGUUGUGGAUGAUGAUGAUUUGGUGGAGAUGAGCAUCAUAAUCGUUUUUGGAGGACACUCUUCAUCUCGAUUCCUCGAUGCUUAUCCCAAAAGUGUUUCCCACCUGUGUUCGGAGGAUUUCGGGAGAUUCUGGGGUUAGGGUUAGAUAUUGUCUUUCUAUAGCAGCUUUGGUGUAAAAUCUCUCUCUCCUUCGGUAGAGAUUGAAGAGAUUUUUUUUUUCUCUCUCUCUCUGUCUCUCUCUUUUAAAUACGGUCUUUUUUCAUUACUGUAUUAUAUUAGUGUUGUUUUUUUGUUGACGGGGAAAGGGUUCUUUUUUUUCUAAUGUUCGUUUUGUUGUAUUGUUAAUAAGUUGGGUUAUUGAAUUGAUAAAAUUUUGUUAAUUUCUGUGGGUUUUGUGGGGAUUGUUUGUUUGUUUUUUGAUUGAUAAAAUCUAGGGUUAUGAUGGAGGGGACAUCAUGUGGUGAUUGAUAUACUGAUAGUGAUGAUGAUGAAGGUGUUUAUAAAGUUGUUAUUUUGUUGAAUUCUUUGUUUUUUGGGGAAAUGGAAAUAUUCAAUCCACCAGCAACAACACCUACCUCCUCCAACCGGAUAAGUUGAGAUGGGAGUUUCGCUCCUCACAGCCUUCUCAAUGGAGAACCAUCAUCCUUCCACUCUUUUAUCUAUGGAUUCAAGCGCUUCCUCCCAUGACGAAUUGGAUUUAGAAAUGAACAGACAAACUGUUCUUUCUCGUCCACCUGAUAUCAAUUUGCCUCUCUCUGCUGAGCGUAGCCCUCCCCCGCAGCGGUGGAGCUCUGACCAGUGUGAAAUUUUGGAUGUUGGGCUUAAUUCACAAGCUUAUGAAACUGAGAGCUACCUUACUGUUUCCAAGGCUGGAAGAAAAUGUGCCAAGCGGGUAGACAGUAUAUGGGGUGCUUGGUUUUUCUUUAGUUUUUACUUUAAGCCUGCUUUGAGUGACAAAUCAAAGGCCAAGAUUAUUCGUGAUAGCAACGGUGUUUCUGGUUUUGAUAAAUCAGAUCUGAAGUUGGAUGUUUUUAUGGUUCAGCACGACAUGGAGAACAUGUAUAUGUGGGUUUUCAAGGAGAGACCUGAGAAUGCAUUGGGUAAGAUGCAGCUUAGAAGUUACAUGAAUGGGCAUUCUCGCCAAGGGGAGCGUCCUUUUCCAUUUAGUGCGGAUAAGGGAUUUGUACGUUCACACAGGAUGCAACGGAAGCAUUACAGAGGACUGUCAAACCCCCAGUGUGUGCAUGGGAUCGACGUUGUUCCAUCACCAAAUCUCAUGUCUCUCAAUGAGGAAGAACGGAAAAAGUGGAUGGAGCUUACUGGAAGGGAUUUAAAUUUUACAAUUCCACCUGAAGCUAGUGACUUUAGUUCAUGGAGAAACCUUCCAAACACAGAUUUUGAGCUAGAGAGGCCUCCUCCUUCAAUAAAGAGUGUACCAAAUUCUCACUCAAAGAAGCUGCUUAAUGGGUCUGGGCUCAAUUUGUCUACUCAAGCAUCUAGCCAUGGCUAUGGUGAUGGGAUGGACUUAUCACUUGUCAGCAGCAAAAGGAGGAAAGACUUAUUCCCGCACGGAAAUGAUGAUGAUUGCUAUUCGCCUGUCAUUCCUUCAUCUGACCGAAUUCCAAACAUGGAAAUUCAUCCCGGUGAGCCACAGUGGUUAAAUGACUUCAGUGGGGUAAUAAAAAAUGUUUAUGGGCCUGUCACUGCUGCAAAAGCUAUCUAUGAGGAUGAAGCAGGUUACUUGAUCAUUAUCAGCUUGCCUUUUGUUGAUCUUCAGAGGGUCAAGGUCUCUUGGAGGAAUACUCUCACUCAUGGUAUCAUAAAGGUAUCUUGUGUGAGCACAUCCGGCAUGCCUUUCAUCAAGAGAAAUGAUAGGACUUUCAAACUUACAGAUCCUGCUUCUGAGCAUUGCCCUCCUGGGGAGUUUGUUAGAGAAAUUCCACUGUCAACUCGAAUUCCUGAAGACGCUAACAUAGAAGCAUACCACGAUGGGCCGGGUUCUGUGCUUGAGAUUAUGGUGCCGAAACUGCGGGUGGUGCAUGAAGAACACGAAAUCCGUGUUUGCCUCCGUCCUAAGCAUGUAGGGAAUGAUCUCAUGUUGACAUGAAGUAGCAUUUAUGGAGAAUUAUAAGGGUAUAGUUGCUAUGGUUGGUGCUUCAUUGUUUCACUGACUUUGUACCAUUCAGUUUAAUCUAUGAAACAAAAUGCGCGUCUCACAUUUGUCUUU